Haemorhous mexicanus (house finch) is the source of this 2472-nucleotide messenger RNA. It is a transcript of the gene FIBP, whose product is annotated as FGF1 intracellular binding protein. Gene Ontology annotation, cellular component: nucleus. Gene Ontology annotation, biological process: platelet aggregation. NCBI's taxonomy places the organism in Eukaryota, Metazoa, Chordata, Aves, Passeriformes, Fringillidae. The record is from RefSeq and is a predicted model, not a curated record. Gene Ontology annotation, molecular function: fibroblast growth factor binding. The transcript has 10 exons. The coding region runs from base 322 to 2472 and encodes 716 amino acids.
CACUGGCUCUUACUGGGACGGGCACUGGGGCUGGGACUGGGACCGGUCCUUACUGGGACUGGUUCUUACUGGGGUUGGCUUCUCUUGCUUUUUACUGGUUUUCACUGGGACUGGUUUUUACUGUUUUCACUGGUUUUUACUGGUUUUCAGUGUUUUUACUGGUUUUCACUGGUUUUUUACUGGGGGGACCCGAGAGGGGCUUGCGCGCCGCGGGGGGGCGGGGCCGGAGCGGCGAGGCUCCGCCCUGCCCGCUACGUCACAGCCGUUGUGUGUGACGUCAUCGCUGUGCGCCGCGGGAGGAGCGCGCGGGUCGGCGCCGCCAUGAGCAGCGACCUGGACGUGUUCGUGGGGAACACAACGCUGAUCGACGAGGAGGUGUACCGGCUGUGGCUGGACGGACACUCAGUGGCCGAGGCGGUGGCGCGGCGGCUCCGGGGCGGGGUCCUGGAGCGCGAGGGGACCUCGGUGGCCGUGCUGCAGAGCGACACCCGCGACCACUACAGAACCUUCCAGAUGCUGGAGCGGCUCCUGCACGCCCCGCCCCGGCUGCUGCAGCAGCUGCUGUUCCAGAUCCCCCCCGAGCGGCAGGCGCUGCUCGUGCAGCGGUACUACGCCUUCGACGAGGCGCUGGCCCGGGAGCUGCUGGGCAAGAAACUCUCCAAGGGCACCAAGAAGGAGCUGGACGAGGUCAGCGCCCGCACCGGGGUGGGGAUCCGCAGCUGCCGCCGCCAGGGACUACGCCGCCAUCGUGUUCUUCGCCAACAGCCGCUUCGAGACGGGCAAGAGGCGCCUGCAGUUCCUGAGCUUCGGGGACUUCGCUGCCUGCGCCCAGAGCAUGAUGGGCCACUGGAGCCAGGGGGCCCUGGCGCCCGAGGCGGCCGAGCCCGACGGGGACCUGCCCAAGUCCUUCCUGCAGGACCUGAAGGAGCUGAAGGUGCUGGUGAGCGACAAGGACCUGCUGGACCAGCACAAGAGCCUGGUGUGCUCGGCCCUGCGGGGGAAGAUCUCGGUCUACAACGAGCUGGAGGCCAAUUUCAAGGCGCUGUCGCGGGCCCUGGUGAACGUGGGGGGGAAGCUGACCCACGCCCGCGACGUGCGGGAUUUCUUCGUGGACCUGGUGGAGAAGGUGAUCGAGCCUUGCCGCUCCGACAAGUGGAGCCUGGGGGACCUGCGGCUCUUCCUGACGCACUAUACCGCGGCCCCCCGAAACCUGCCGGGCUUCAGGCACCAGGCGCUGUGGGAGCGCUACAUGGCCGCCAUCACCGCCUGCCUGCUGCGCAUGUACCACGACUGACCCCAGACUGCGCCCCAAAACAGCACCCCAGAGAGGGACACUGCACCCCAAAACGGUGCCACAGAGAUGGACACUGCCCCCCAAAACAGCACCCCAGAGAGGGACACUGCACCCCAAAACAGCACCCCAGAGAGGGACACUGCACCCCAAAACGGCACCCCAGAGAUGGACACUGCCCCCCAAAACAGCACCCCAGAGAGGGACACUGCACCCCAAAACAGCACCCCAGAAACGAGCACUGCGCCCCAAAACGGCACCCCAGAGAGGGACACUGCACCCCAAAACAGCACCCCAGAGAUGGGCACUGCACCCCAAAACGGCACCCCAGAGAUGGGCACUGCACCCCAAAACAGCACCCCAGAGUGGGACACUGCACCCCAAAACAGCACCCCAGAGAUGGGCACUGCACCCCAAAACGGCACCCCAGAGAUGGGCACUGCACCCCAAAACAGCACCCCAGAGUGGGACACUGCACCCCAAAACAGCACCCCAGAGAUGGGCACUGCACCCCAAAACAGCACCCCAGAGAGGGACACUGCCCCCCAAAACAGCACCCCAGAGAGGGACACUGCACCCCAAAACGGUGCCACAGAGAUGGACACUGCCCCCCAAAACAGCACCCCAGAGAUGGGCACUGCACCCCAAAACAGCACCCCAGAAACGGGCACUGCACCCCACAAACGGCACCUCAGAGAUGGAAGGAUCCAGAACCUGCAGUGCCCCCCGACAUGGGGGUACCCCGAAGUUGGGGAUACCCCAAAAGUUGGGCUGCCUCCAAAUAUGGGACCCCAAAAGGAGGGGGAACCCGAAACCCCGACGGGCCGAGGAUGGAGCGUCAGCCCCCCAGAAUUUGGGUGUUUGGAGAACCCCGGGAAGGGACCCCGAGCACCAGGACCCCCCAAACCCAGAGGAGCAGCAGCGGCAGCGCCCCAAAAAUCGGGACACUGGGGAUGGGGGGGGACCCCAAAAAAGGGGGUGACCCCCAAACCCCGGUCACCCCAAACUCGGGACACCCCAAACCCGGGCUCGCCCAACCCAGCCCCCUGGAGGCUCCCCAAAAUCAGGGGGGUCUGGCAAUCAGGACCCCCCCAAAAUGGGGGAAUCCCCAAACCUGGGGACGACCCCCCGUGGAACCCCAAAAAUGGGGGGGUGCAAUAAAGAGCCGGAAUCGGAGCUGA